AUGAAGACGUUCAGCUUUUCUACUGCCGCUGGCUCCCUGGCAGCCACGCUCCUCCUCGUCGGUUCCUCGGUAGCACCGGUUGCUGCCCAGGCUGCUGCCAACGUCUCUUCCGCAAUCCCUUCGAACGUCUCGGCCACCUGCCAGACCUUCCUCUCCACGCUCAACUCGGACACACAGCUCGACGCUUGCACAAAACCUUUGCUCGCCGCUACAAAGUACUACUCUUCCAACUCCACUGACUCGGCCGCUCAGCUCGACUCGACGCUCGCCGAUCUCUGCUCCACCAACACCGGUUGCGAUGCCGACAUCAUCCGUCAGCGACUCGACCAGUUCUGGCAAAAUUGCCACACUGAUCUGCAGAGCAACAACGCCGUUGUCCAAGCCAUGUACGACAACCUGUACAUGAUCACCCCGCUUGUCAACUCGAUCUGCAGCAAGGACACCAACAACGACUACUGCCUCAAGACGAUCGCCAAGGCCGCUGCCAACUCGUCGCGCGUGCCGUCCUCCAACAAGUCGCGUAGGGACGUUGCUGAGGAUGAUGACGAUGAGGAGGAGGAGGAGGAGGAGGAGGAUGAGCCGUCCGAGACGGUCGCAGAGCUCGCAAGGAGGCAGUCGACCACCACGGCAGACCUCAACGGCCUGUACAACGAGACCGCGACCACUGGCACUGCCAACACCAACGCCGCCUUCUUGUUCAUCUCGUCCUCCAGCCCCAAGUCUAUCCUCUGCUCGCGUUGCACACAGCUCAUCCUCGCGUCGUACAUCAAGUUCGAGACCUCGAUCCCGUACGCUAUUGGACUGAGGACUUCGGCGAUCCUGUCUCCCCAGAGCGACAUCUACAAGGCGGCCAAGACUGACUGUGGACACGAUUUCGUCGGCGAGGUCAACAAGAUUGCCAACACGACGCAGUUUGCUGCUGUCGUCAACGGCGCGAGCUUUGGUGGCGCUAGGUCCGGUGUGGCUACGCUCGCGACGCUUGCUGCGGCUGCUGUGGUGGCCUUUGUCGUUGUUUGA
Messenger RNA from Sporisorium graminicola, 1017 nucleotides. RefSeq lists its product as uncharacterized. The transcript has a single exon. The coding region runs from base 1 to 1017 and encodes 338 amino acids. The record is from RefSeq and is a predicted model, not a curated record. Lineage: Eukaryota; Fungi; Basidiomycota; Ustilaginomycetes; Ustilaginales; Ustilaginaceae.